Messenger RNA from Topomyia yanbarensis, 1294 nucleotides. RefSeq lists its product as uncharacterized. The record is from RefSeq and is a predicted model, not a curated record. Lineage: Eukaryota; Metazoa; Arthropoda; Insecta; Diptera; Culicidae. The coding region runs from base 109 to 1197 and encodes 362 amino acids. The transcript has 2 exons.
GUGCACUCUAGAAAUGUAUCAAAAGUAAAUUUGAACGUUCGUCCGAUCCGUAAAGAAUAAUAACUAUUGUUGCUGAUAUCGUACAGAGUUUUGUUUCUCAGUAUUGCCAUGGCUGCCGCCUGCAUCAUCUGCAACAAUUCGCCGGAUAGGAGACCGGAUUGCACACUAUUCUCUCUCCCGGACAAAGAUGAACAACCGGUAGAGUAUCAAAAAUAUUUAACGGCAUGCGACCUGGACGAAUCAUGCCUCCCCGGUGACGGAAAUUUGCUGUACAUUUGUUCGACCCAUUUUGAGCCACACUGCUUCGAGGAAAGCUCUGCGGAAGAAAUUGUCUUGAAAGAAGGAGCCAUGCCCAGUUUGAACAUGGAGCGGAUCGAAAUCGAGGCUUAUGUGGACGAAGAUUUUCAGAUUCUGGAUGAGUACAUGCCGUUGUUUAAUAUUAAGCAGACCAAAAUGGAGACGGAAAUAUCCGUUGAUCUAACGCUAGAUGAUGAUGAUGCUGACGAUCGUCCCUCGGUUGAGACUUUCCUCGUUCCAAAGCCUGAACCUAUAGAGGAAAUUAUAGAGGAAGGAAUCAUUUGUGAUGAGAAUGAAGUCAAAACGGAAGCUCCCGAUGCCGACGAAGGCAUACCGGAUCCGUUCGACGACCUGAGUCCACCGGCCGAUGGAAAAUACUGCAUAUUAUGCGAUGAUAAUGAAAGUAAGAAUCCAUCCUGCAAGCUGUAUAUUUUUCCUCGUAAAAUUCCCAAGAUCUACCGUAAAUGGAUGUCUGCAGCCGGUUUGGAUAUAGAACAGUAUAAAAAUACAGACAUCUAUAGCUGUAGCCGGCAUUUCCCCAAGAAUGGAUUUUUUGCUGGUGGCAAAUUCAUUCAGAGUUGGGCUACCCCGAAUUUAAAUAUACCAGCCAGGAAGCGACCUGUAGAAGUUCCUGUACCUAGCACCAUUUCAAAACCCCAGGCAACAGUUAUUGAUUCAACUCCAGAAACAUCUACCAAAGAAAAACCGGUUGGAGCAAAAAUCAUCAUCAAAUCAAACCCGGAGAAUCGGAAAAAUGCAGAAGCACUGAACAUAGACCCGGAUAGCUAUGCACAAACGUUUGCCAAAGUCGUCAUGGAGUUGAUGCCUAAGAAAAUCAAUUACAACGGCGUCGACCGACCGGUCACUGGUACGAUCGUGUUUCACUCCAACUUAUUUUAAGAUAUGUGUUAAAAUUGUAUUCAUAGAUAAUACGUACAAGGACUAUUCGGAUGUUUUAAAUUCCAUCUUAAAGAAUAAACAACUUAUUUAAUCUAAC